UUUGAUUCCUAAGAUGGCGGACCGGCGAAGGAGAAGGAGGCGCGCGUCCCAGGACAGCGAGGAAGAUGACGAAUCUGGUUCGGGUUCCGAAAGCGCAAGGUCCGGUUCACCAUCGUUAAAGAGCCGAGUGAGGGAGCCCGAACCGGUUGAGGCGCCAGCCGUUCGCGUGGUACCGAAAAACGACGCCGAAUCCGAGUGUGAGAGUGAAGAUGGCGUAGGUGAAGCUGUUCUUUCUGACUAUGAGAGUGCUGAUCCUGAGGAGAAUGGCUCCCAUUCAGAGGGGGGAGAGGACGAGGAGGGAGGUGACCACUUCAGCGAUGAAGAGGAGGCCAAAGCUACCACAGAGCCCAAGGCUGCCACAGAGGAAGCCCCUGCUGCUGUGGAGGAGGAGGGAGAGGGGGAGGAGGAGGGAGAGGGGGAGGAGGAGGGAGAGGGGGAGGAGGAACAGCAGGAGCAGGGGAAGACUAAAGAGUUGAAGUUGGAGGAGAAGGGCAACCUGUCCGGAGAGAGACAGAGUGGGGAUGGACAGGAGAGCACAGACGACCCAGAGAGCCAACUAAGGGGGAAACCAGGCCAGAAGCUGGACGACGACGAGGACAGGAAGAACCCCGCCUACAUCCCUCGCAAGGGCCUGUUCUUCGAGCACGACGUCCGAGGACACGCCCCCGAGGAGGAAAGGCCGAAGGGUCGCCACAGGAAGCUGUGGAAAGACGAGGGGCGCUGGGAGCACGACAGGUUCCGCGAGGAGGAGCAGGCGCCCAAGUCACGUGACGAACUGGUCGCCAUCUACGGUUACGACAUCCGCAACGGAGGAGGGUCAGGUGACCGGUCGUACCGGCAGCGCAAGCCCAGACACAGCACGUCCCCCGUCAGGGACAAGCGCUGGCGGGACGGGGGAGAGAGGCCCGUACGUACCUCCUGGCAGGGGUCCACCCGCAGCGCCCCCCCGGCCGUGCCUCCGCACCCCCCCGGCCCCCAGCCCUCUGCGCCCCCCGGCUCCCAGCGCCACAACACCAACAACCACCCCAAAUCGUCCCCGCACCCGCCACCCUCCAGAGGUUUCCAGGGCAACCGGCCCAGCCAGUCCCACGCGCAGCACCGGAGCGAUCCCCGGGGCAGCUACAGGAGUCCCGCCGAGAUCACCCACCACCGGAACCUCCCGGGGGCCGACGGGGACCGGGCUGGGGGGCCACGGGGCCACGGCUGGGGGCAGCAGGUGGAGCGCAGCCCCUCUGUGGUGGUGGAGGACGUCCACAGCGAGGAGGACGAAGAGCAAGCGUCCUCCGCCGGCGUAACCACAGCAACCACCACCACCACGUCGUCGUCGUCCGGGUUUCACCACCACGGCAACAAGGCCGAUCGGGACUCGGGGCCGGCCUCGUUGCCACGGAGACCAGAGCAGCGGGGCGGAGGAAGGGCUUCCGGCGCUGCGGAGCCGGCGUGUCCGGCGGCGCGCGACGCCUCGCCGCCACCCGAGAGGCCGGUGGAGAGGAAGUCAUACUCCCUGGCUCGCAGGACUCGCUCCCGGCCCGCAGAGCUGGGGAAGCAGGCCUCCCUGGAGGAGCCCCCCCUGGCCCCGGCCCCCGCAGCCCCCGGGGGGGGCAAGGGCGAGGGCUGGCAGGGCCAGGGCCAGGGGGAUGGGCCGGGUCAGACUGGGGGGCUGACUGGCCUGGAUCAGGACCUAGCCAGACUGAGCCUGGCGGGGCAGAACUGGGGGCCCAACCCUCACUCCUACCUGCGCGCAGAGAUGAGGGGUAUCCCCAGCCCCAUGCACGUGGCCGGGGCGCCCCCCCAGUACCCCAACAUGGAGGAGCUGGGAGUGGGGGCCAACCGGGCCAAGCGCUACUCCUCCCAGCGCCAGAGAGCCGGCCCCGAACCGGCCCCGCUGCACAUCGGCGUCAUGGAGGGCCACUACUACGAGCCCAUGUCGUACCAAGGACCAAUCUAUGGGCACGGGGAUAGCCCCGCCCCUCUGCCACCCCAGGGCAUGCUGGUCCAACCAGAGAUGCACCUCCCCCUCCCGGGGCACCCCGGGCACCCAGGUCUGCACCCCCACCAGCCGGGGGCCCCCAUGCCCAGCCCCGGCCUCUACGCCGCCCCGCCCGUCUCCAUGUCUCCAGGACAGCCCCCCCCUCAGCAGCUGCUGGCUCCGCCCUUCUACCCUCCUCCCGGGGUCAUGACCUUCAGCAACACCAACUACCCCUACCCCGCUGGGGCUAGUCUGCCGCCCAUGUUCAACCCUCAGUCCCAGGUGUACGGUGGGGUGACCUACUACGACACUGUACAGCAGCAGGCCCAGCCCAAGCCCUCGCCCCCCCGCCGCUCCUCCCAGCCGGUCACCAUCAAGCCCCCGCCCCCGGAGAUGGCCUUCGCCCCCGAGUGACUCCGUCAGCCAGCCAGAACCCAGGGGCUGGACAGGGGGGACUGGGAAGGCUGACCAGGUCCCCCCCCAGCCUGGUCUUCAUCCUAGCAGGACACCGCAGGGAAGGAUGGGGAAAACUGAAGUUGGCGGAGGGGUCUGCAAUCAAGGACCACAUGAUGCGAAUGAAUGGAUGAAUAGACUUUAAGUUUCUUGUUUUUUGUCCCCACCUCCCAUUUUAUUUUAAUUCCCCCAACUUCAUGUUAUUUCCUUUUCUUUAAGAAUUUUCAUUUAGAUGUUUGUGGGAGGAAUUUGGACAUAGAUUUCAGGUUUACAAAAGAUCAGUGUUUUUUUUCUCCCCACUCCCUAUAACUGUGUUUAACUCUCUUUGAUGGUUUAGCAGUGGCAGAGUUCUGUCUUCAAACCCUUAUUAACCUUUUGGGAAAGCAUUUAUGACUAGUGUCCUCAUCAUCAGCCUCCAGUGGGGGUGACAUGGCAGUUCUGGGCUGGAAGCGAUGCAGGCCCCUCCUUGAAGGGCUGAGGUGUUACAGGAAGAGAGGGAGGGAGGGAGGGAGGGGGGUGCGCUUUGUGUCCAACCCCUCACCACCCUGCUGCUCUCACUCCACCAUCAGGGUCUGGGUGGGGUCUCAUCAGUUAUCAAACAGCCGACGUUAGCCGUAUUUGAGUAUCCUUAUGUCAGGCAAGCUCAUUCAAGAGGAGCUUCAGUUUAACACAAAAAAAAACUUUUUAAAUACUGUUAUUGAAGCUAUUGUUUUAGUUACCAGCCAUUUACUGUUAUGUUAUAUAUCUGUAUAUUCUCUUCUUGCUCCACACCUCCUUCUAGAUCUGUUUGUCAUAGUUUCAUUUACUAAUGCAUACGUUUUUGUUCAUUGAUUAUUUUAUCUAUCCAGAUGGUGCCCACUUAGCUAAUACCACAGUUGGAUAUCAUUAUCUAGCAACGUUGCAACAGAGACAGUUUAGUUGUUCCGGAACCUUCCACAAGAACGUUGCGCUGUGUCCGUGUUUCCUACGAUGUAAUACUGUAUUCUUUCCAGAAACCUUUCCCCUGCCUGAAUCUGGAGUGCUUGACUGCUACUGCUUGGUGAUAGAUUUCUAAUGUAAGUGUACAUAGACAAAUGUGUAUAUAAAAGUCUGGGGGUUGAUAAAGCAGUAAUAUUACUACUACUAUUACCAACCCCUUUAUCAAAUGACUCCCCUCUCCACUUUGACUGGGCAGGGAUGUCCGACAUAAUUUCUGUAAACGUUUUGUGAGUGAGUGAACGAUCACAAGGUCGCAACGAUUAAACGAAACUUAAAAGGAAACCAGGCGUUCUCUGGCUUUUGAAAUUCUAAAACCGUUGUUAGCAUUUUUUGUUUCAAAGUUUGCCUUUUUCCUUCAGGAUUUUGCUUUCGGAAUCAUUUUGUGAAAUAUCAGCCUAACCAACCAGAACUGGAGCGCCCUUUGAAGAUGUUGACCCAAGUGAUGAUGUCACUGAAUCUCCCCCCCUCCAUAUAUAAAACUCAGAUCUGAUCCCACAUGCACGUUUCGUAUAUAGGUAUUGAUUGUUAAAGCAGUUUAUUUGAUGACACUGGCUGCAACCUGUUAGUCUACCCAAUAAGGGCACGGUAUUUUAAUUUGCUAUGUAUUUUUUUAUUCGUUAACCAGGGUCAGUAUAAGUAAAUUGAGCUGCAUUUUAAAGCUACGCUGUUUAGAAAAGGCUGUAUAUAUAAUUUGAGAUGUGGAAGAACGUUAUCUGCCUUAAGGGUCUGGUUUUCAUAUCUGUUGAAUUUGACCUGUCAGCACUGUGAAGGCGUGUUUGAUUUGAUCCGGAUAUAUUCAAGUGUUUUGUUUGUGGAGCAAAUUUUGUUGAGUCAGAGGAACAAUAAACCAAUCCAAUAAAACAUA
This is a messenger RNA of Hypomesus transpacificus, 4265 nucleotides long. RefSeq names its product casc3 exon junction complex subunit (gene casc3). Bases 14 to 2383 code for a protein of 789 amino acids. The transcript is spliced from 12 exons. The record is from RefSeq and is a predicted model, not a curated record. Gene Ontology annotation, biological process: mRNA processing. Gene Ontology annotation, cellular component: exon-exon junction complex. Lineage: Eukaryota; Metazoa; Chordata; Actinopteri; Osmeriformes; Osmeridae. Gene Ontology annotation, molecular function: mRNA binding.